CAUUUCGAAUCUAUGACUGGUAAUAUUUCGUGUUUGUUUUAAAAUUCCAAAACCAUCUGGCAUUAGUGAGAGAAAAAUGCAGUUGCCAGAUCUUCAGCAGUAAAAGUCACAAAUAUCUUACUAGUAAUCACUGUCAUGAUUGGAGACUUUUCAGUCAUUACUCAAUGUGUAGGGUUUUUUUUCAGCAAUGAAAAAGAAUAGUUUUGAUUUUAAAAUAUUUUAUCUUGAUGUUUGUUCUCAAAGAAGGUCAACAAAAUUAACAAAAUAGCAUACCAACAACAUAUCAAGCAAAGAAAAACCAUAGUAAUUAUGUAUACAAAAAGAACUAUUUAAAUUUUAAUUGAUUUAAUACACACCUUGAAGUCCUGCUUAAAAAGACACCUUCCUACUGCUUACUGAAAUAUUAUCUUUCAUCUGAAGACAUUUGAUUUUUUUUAAAAGAGAAAAUUUACAACUGCCAAAAAUGUGUGUAUAAUGUCUUUACAGAGCUGUCCUUAGGUAUUUCACCUUUUAGCAGCUAUGGUCUAGGUGAAACUACAGCAAAUGCCAAACAUUUUCUGCAACUUUGUCAUUUAAUUUGGUCCGGGUAUACUCUCACUCUGUGCAAUAAUUAUAUUUAUUGACUGUUAUGUUUAAAUAUAUUGUUUUUUUCUAAUUGGAUUUUUUAUUAUAAUUAGUAUGUUAUCAUCAUUUUAUACUUUUUGAUAUUAAGUGAAGUAGUUGUGACAUUGAAUGUUUGCCAUUUUAUAUGUACAUUAACCACCCUGAAUCCCUCUGGGGAGAGAGGGCAGUCUAGAAAUAAAGUUUAUCAUUAUUAUUAUUUAUUUAUAUGGAGCUAAAGCAAGUUAAUCCCAAACUUGGUUUGCCCAGUGGUAAACACUAGACUUGAAAGAAUGUCAUAGGGACAAUCAAGAGCAAAUGUAUGGUGCAGACUAUUAAGCCUGUGUAAACACAAGCUCUCUGUGUCUAAAACAACCAAAAAGCAGGAAAAAAGAGAUAUUGGUGUAGAGCAGCAGAUGACAACUUGUUCUCUUAUGACCACAGCCUAAUUUUAAAAUUCUUUAUAUGGACUCUAGCCCUUUCCUUAACAAUUUGAUUUUAAAAAUGUGUUGAUCAGAUAUUUUAAAUCCAGCCACAAUGAACACUUUUCUCACUGUAGUCAGGGCUGGGUGACAUCAGAAGAAUAGCUUUCUCCCCAACACUUUAUCCAGGCUUGCACCCACAAACUCAAAAUUGUUGCUACAAAGUUUAAAUGUCUUUGUUAGGCAAUGUGGUGUAUAGGAAGCACACACUGUCUUUCCCCAAAGAAUCAUUCAUCUAGGCUAGGCUAUUUUUCAAUAAAAGUGUAAAUGUAUUUUCCUAUAUUUCUAUAACACCUAAGAGUCAAAGCCUGCGAGCAUUUUGCAAGAUAAGUAUCAAACUCAUAACGUACAAGAUGGUAAUUAACAUUAUAUAUUGGUUCUAAACAGUGAUACUAACUACAGAAUAAAACCACUGUAACAGUAAAUAUCAAUGUGUAGACCAAAAAAGCAGAAAAUAUUUUUAGAAAUUGAAGUCUAAGAAAAUAAAAACUUUUCAUCUGGUAGCAAAAUGAUCACAAUAUAAGCAAACCUCUACAGCAGAGAAAACCCACUUGAAAAAAUGAUUUCUUUAAAAAUCACCCUUUGGCAGGACCACCUAGAGAACAAUUCACAAACUGAGCAUUGGGCCCAGGUAGGUAUGCAUAGAUGAAAGUCUGUGUUUGGAUUACCUAGUCACAAAACUGGGCUAAUAAAUGUUGCUGAUUGAGGCAAAUAACAAAGUUGUUUAUUGAGCUAUUCAAUUUAUAAGUUGCAGUCUAGACUGGAGUUUAAUCUGACAUCAGCACCGGUCACAAGACAUCUUCUGCUGCAAAUAUGCAGAUGUAGGGAUGCAUCUACAAUGUAGAAUUAAUGCCAUUUGACAUCACUUUAACUCUCAUCGUUCAAUACAAAUUGAUGAUGUAGUUUUGCAAGGUCUUUAACCAUCUCUGUCAAAGAGUGCUGGUUCUCCACCAAACUAAAAAUCUCAUAAUUCCAUACCUUUGAGCCAUGUUAGUUAAAGAAUUGUUGUCCAACUGCAUUAAUUUUACUAUGUAGAUGCGCCCAAUGUGGUCUUUGAAUGGGGUCAAAGAACAUAAUAGAAGCUAGUGCUGUUGAUAAAAGACUGAUUUAUUUUUGUAUCAAAUAGUUGCAGUCAAGAAUCUUUACUAUUUGUGAGAAACCAUUUUCUGAAUACACCACGAAAAUGCAGCCAAGAAAAUAUCAAGUGUGGAUAACUGUAGCUCAGCUGUCUCUUUGUAGAUAUGGAAUUAAUUUUAAAUACAACAGAUGCAGAGAAUAAAAAAGAAAGCAGCUGCAUGUAACACAAUUAAAAUGUAAAUAUAGGUAUUUUUACAUGGCCUCAUAAAUGGCCAAUGUAACAAUAUUACAUUAUUGAAAAUUCACUUUUAUGACAACAAUAUCUCACAGAUUCCUGGUAACAUUCAAUUUUUUUAAAAAACAACAACAACAAUAUUUUCAAGGAAAAAGGUAGAGAUGUAAAUAUAACAAAUUCUGGACUGGAAUCAAAAUAAUAAUAAUAGUAAUAAUAAUAAUAAUAAUAAUAAUAAUAAUAAUAAUAAUAAUAAUAAUUUUAUUCUUAUAUCCCACCCCAUCUCCCCGGAGGGACUCAGGGCGGCUUACAUGGGGCCAUGCCCAGACACGACAGCACAAAUCAGAUAAAACAUUAAACCGAGCAGUAAAACUUCAACAUGAUUUAAAACAGUAAUAAAAGUCAAUAUACACAAUAAUAUUAAAAUCCCGAUUUGGGUCAAAAGAUCCAGGCCAAGGUGCAAAGCAAUAUCAAGUUAUCAGGGAGGGAUAAUUAUACAGCAGGUGUAAUACUUAAGGUGCUGAAUGAAUCCUAAAAACAAUCCAGAGGGUCUACUGCUUAAUAGGUAAAUAACAUGAUCCCACAAGGAUCAGUCAACGAAGGCCUUCUGGAAUAGCCAAGUUUUCAGGCUCUUCCUGAAAGAAAGUAGGGUAGGGGCCUGCCUAAUCUCCCUGGGGAGCGAGUUCCACAGCCGGGGGGCCACGGCGGAGAAGGCCCUCUCCCUCGUCCCCACCAACCGCAACUGCGAAGUUGGUGGAAGCGAGAGGAGAGCCUCCCCCGACGAGCGAAGAGGUCGUGCGGGUUCAUAGGGGGAAAUGCGGUCUAGAAGGUAGGUGGGUCCCAAACCGUUAAGGGCUUUGUAGGUGAUAACCUGCACCUUGAAUUGGGCUCGGAAAAUAAAUGGCAGCCAGUGGAGCUCUUUAAACAGCGGCGUUGAGCGCGUCCUGUAAUCUGCCCUAGUUAGAAACCUGGCUGCUGAUCAUUGUACUAGUUGUAGUUUCCGGGCCAUCUUCAAAGGCAGCCCCACGUAGAGCGCAUCGCAGUAAUCCAGUCUAGAGGUAACUAAGGCAUGGACCACCAUGGUCAGAUCUGACUUCUCGAGGUAUGGUCGCAGCUGGCGCACAAGUUUUAGUUGUGCAAAGGCCCUCCCAGCCACGGCCGACACCUGGGCCUCAAGUGUCAGCGCAGAGUCCAGGAGGACCCCCAAGCUGCGGACCUGCGCCUUCAGGGGGAGUGCGACCCCGUCAAGCACAGGUUGCCACCCAAUACCCCGAUCAGACGUACGACUGACCUGGAGGACCUCUGUCUUGUCAGGAUUGAGCUUCAGCUUGUUCGCCCUCAUCCAGGCCAAUACAGCGGCCAGACACUGGUCCAGUAUCCGAGGGGCUUCCUUGGAAUUAGGAAUCAAAACUCCAGUAGAGAACCAAAAAGGGUGUGAAGCAUUUUUUCUACUUGUUCCUGGUAAAAGAUAGCAAACAUUUUCCCCAGUUAUUCAAAUACAAGGCAGCUGUCUUGCCACAUAGGAUCACAUCUAACAUCAACCUAGAUUCAUAAAUAUUAUUCUGACAUACCAAGGUAAAAUAUACUUUUAAGAGCAGUGCUGGAUUGAAGACUGCCCAAACAUCUCACUCUUUAGGGGGAGGGCAAUCUCCUUGGAACCAACAUGAAUACCUCUUAACAAAGCUGAGAAAUUCCUCAUUAACAGCAACACAGUCCCACCUGGACUAGCAUCCUAUCAGUUUAUUGACCCUUGUACAGUCCGUUACCUAUCACCUCACUUGGAUGAGGAAAAGGAAGAGGACAAAUAUUAAUGACAUUUCAGUCCACAUCUGAACCUGCUUCUGAAUAAUAUCUCUUAGGUGUUUCAUAAUGAACAUAUCAACAGAGGAAAUGUGUUUUUUUGCUGCCCCAUUAAUGGAUUUAAGAGGCAAUAGUCUAGAUUUCAAAUGAUUAUUAAGAGAAACAUCAAUUAAAAGAGCACUUCAUUGAUAAAACUAUUAUAAUGGAGAAAAGUGAGCUCUCCCUUUUUGGAGUUUCUGAAGGAAGGAUUGUAGAGUUAUUAAGGAUGACACCGAAACCCAGUCCAAGCUGGAACCCUGAGAUGACAAGGGAAUUUAGGAGAAAAGUUCCAUGUUAUGUGUCCUCCCUUGUCACCCUGAGGUGCUGUGCACAAUAGUCUGGUUUCCUGAGCUGGGUCCGGAAACAACCACCACCACACACUCCCUGAGUCCCCACUUGGGACCCCCACUUAUUUUCCUCAUGCCUCCAAGCAUGUCAGUUCAAAUUUCCAGAACCAGACCCAUGCCAACUACUCCAUAAAUUCUGAAAAAUAGCGCAAAAGGAAAUCUCCUUCAGAUCAAUUUGCCAGCCUCUGUGGUGAAUUGGGAGGCAGCAGGGCAAUCCCAGCAUCCUACGCCCCACCUUGCUGGCAGCUGAUGCUUCCCCACCACACGUGGGGAAGUGUCACCAUGCAGCUUCCCCCUGUAGUACCCUGUUGUUUCAGAUGGAACACAGGGAUGCUCCCGUGUUGGCAGCUCGCUUCCUAGGACGCUUCUGCUUCAGUUGAGCCACGGAGCCCCACCAGAAGUGAGGCUGCAUUGUGUGAUGGGUGGUAUGGGGCUCCGUGGCUCAACUGGGGCAGAAGUGUCCUAGGGUGCUCAAAUUUCCAUGUGUGAUGAGGUUGUAGGACUCCUGCUAUAUAGGUUGAAUGAGAUGAUGCUCAGAAGCCGAAUGCCUGGUAUAGCACUCAGCUAGAGUGGAAAUAAUCCAAAGGCUGGCUGGAGCAAAACUCUGCUGGGAGUGAUUUUUCUCAUAUCUGCCUUCCUGCAGCCAAUGAAAGGAAAUCAACUCUCAUGGUUUGUUCCCAUUGGCUGCUGCCAAUUGUUUAUCCGCCAUCCACCAAUACCUUGCUUUCUUAAGCUGAGCAGCCUCCUGGCCAUUCACAUGGCUGGCCCAAACUCUGUUUCCCAUUUGUGCCCCAAAUGCCCUGCCCAUUAAGUUAUACAGACUCCUCCCCAAUGAUCCCUGCAAUCUCAUUUUCACUUUCAAGGUGUUGCUAGAAAGUAAGCAGCAAUUUACCAAGUUGUAUAUGGGAGCUUUUCCGGACAUGCUUUGAAACAAAAGACCUUGGUAUCCUUUAAUAUUAAUUUCCUCUACAUAUGCAUUAUAGCUAUGUAUUUUACAUCUCAUUCUAAACAGGUUUUUCAUCUUGAAACAUAAACUUUCUAGUAGUUUUUAGUAAAUGAUGCUAGCCCAAAACUGAUCCAACUUGGGAGGUCAUGCACACAAACACAGUUUGUUUCCUGUUACUGAUGUACAAAUAGGGGAAGUUUUAGCUAAAAAUCUGAGUGAAGAAAUUAGAAUUAAAACAAAGUAAAUGAAACAACUAGCAGGAGUCUAGUUCAGUUUGUUAUGUCACUCACUGAUUUCUUUAUGUUCAACCCUGUUCUUUUUUUAUUUUUAUAAACUAUUUGUCAAAGGGAAUCACAAUAGUCUGGUUACUUUAGCUUGUGCAUUUUUUCUAGCUAGUUAAAUUGCUGUUGAGUGCCUUUCAAGCCAUUUCUACCGAAUCAUACCUCCAAACCGGCAUGUAGCCAGGGGGGAGGGCUUGAGGGGCUUCACCCCCGCCCCAAAUUCUCAAGGUGGUCGGCGAGAAGGUCUUACUGGUAUUAUUUAAACUGUUAUGUUUAUUCAUAUCAUGAUCUGAUCACCAUGCUCAAUAUAUCCCAUAUGCAUGGGGGUAUUGGGAUAACGAUACAAAAGGUUUGCUCGGGUAGACCCUCUCCCGCUCAGACUCAGCCCCCACCCCCCCAAAAAAACUAAAAUCACAGCCCCUCCCAAAACUAAAUCCUGGCUACAGGCCUGCCCCGAAAUAUUGAGUAACAAAAAUCUAUGUAAGAAAAAUCUGUAAGUAGCCAGAGUGGUGUUUCUUUGUAUGCUGCCAUGCCACUUUGCUGUAUCUUCAUUGAUGUAGAAAUUUAUAUGAGAGAAGGUUAUAUCGCGAUUCCUUGAACUUAAGUGCUUUAGUUGGAAGUAAUUUUUGGCAACAAGCCAACAAUAUCUGAAUGUAGAGAAGUACUUUUUUUUUUGCUUUGGUUAAAUAAUGCAAAUGACAUUCACACAUAGAUACAAACAGCCAGGAUAUCCUUGAUUGCAGCCUUUAAAAAGCAAGGCUGCAAUCUAAGCACACAUCUACACUGUAGAAUUAGUACAGUUUGACAUCACUUUAACUGAUUUGGCUCAAUGAUAUGGAAUCAUGGGAGUUGUCAUUUUACAAGGUCUUCAGCCUUCCCUACCAUACGGUACCCAUGUUUCCCCAAAUUCCAAAUCCCAAGAUUCCAUUGCAUUGAGCCACCCAGUUAAAGUAGUGUCAAACUGCAUUAAUUCUACAGAUUUGGUGCACCAUAAAUCAAUAAUUCUCAGUUUCUCUUUUCCCCACCACUCUUUGAUUUGUCCCAAACUUUAAGACAUUUUUACCUAAUGAGUUCUUAACAUGUUAUUUGCAAUAGCCUACACACUCCCCCCCCCCCAAUACAAAUUAAUGUAUGGAAUUUGGGGUGGAGGAUUCUGUUACAAUAUUGGACAAGGACAUAUUUCAAAGAAUGACUGGAUUAUUGUCUAGAACUGCAUUGUUAAAGUCACAUGUGAAGAUGAAUUGUCAGUUGAAAAUCUUUAAGACUACGGGAGCUUCUACAUUGACACUAUAAUAGAGCUUGGAACCAGACAAAAAGAAACCAGUUCGGCUGUGGGGCAGGUCUAAUUACCCCAAAGAUUACGAACCAACACACAUCCCAUUUCUGCAUAGGUCAAAUAAAACAUUCUCACUUUGAACCCACUGCAAGCAUUCCAGAUUGUGUAUGGCCAGUUCUGCAGAAGAAGCAUUGUUUCUAUCUUCAUCGCAAGAAGAACCACGUGUGACUCCAAAGCUCCCAAGUAAUCCCCUGUGUUUUUUAUAUGUGGAGAGCUGAUUCAGGCUGGGUCCAGGGCAAUUCAGCCUCCAUACAUCAAAUAGAGACAGUGCUGAAACAGCUUAGAGAGCCUUGUUGGUCACAUGGCUAGGCACCCUGUUGUGACCUCCCCAGUAGCGAUGUCACCAGCAAGGCUUUCUCAGGGGGUUGCUUCUAGCUGAUGAAACAGUGGUGGCAACUGUAGUAGUCCCUCAUAGUCCCUAGGACAGAGCUUUCCAAACUGUAUGUCAAGACACACUAGUGUGUAGGCUAUAUUCCCUAGGUGUUUUGUGUAAAAGAUACCCCCUCCUCCCACAAACAAAGGCUGAUGCUGUUGAAGUAUAGAUACUGUUGUAAACUUUAUAAGUUGAACAAUUUGUUGAUUGGGAUGCAGUAUUUGCUACUAAAAUGGAUACAUUUAUAAUUAAGAAAAGAAAAUCCAUUUACAAUGAUGUUUGUGAUGAACCAAUGGAGCAGCUAUAAAAGUAUAGGAGAAACAGCACAAGAAUCAACUGUAGUCCAUAAGUAUAAAGGAAAAAUUCUAAACCUCAUUUAUACAGUAAGGAUUAUAUGAAAAUUAUAUAUAUUGUACUAUAUACACACACCCAGGGUAUGUAUGUAUGUAUAGAUGGAUAGAUAGUAUUAAACCAGAAACCGGGUCUCCCCAAACUAAGGUCUGUAGGCCGGUUGUGGCCCUCCAAAGUCAUUUACUUGCCCCCUCCCCUGAAAUGACUUGAAGGCACACAACAACAACCAUUCUAAUUAACUUGACUGUCUCAUCAGCAAUAAGCAGCCCCAUACUUCCCACUGAAAUAUUGGUAAGUUUAUGCUGGUUACAUUGUUCUUCAUUUUAAAUGUUGGACUGUUCUGUUUUUUGUUUGUUUGUUGCAGUAGAAAUAAGAUAUAUGCCGUGUACAUAGGGAUUAGUUCAUUUUUUUCAAACUAUAGUCUGUCCCAAUAGUUUGAGAGAACUCCCAACAGUUUGAGACAACAUUAAUCGGUCCUCUGCCUAAAAGGUUUGAGGACCCAUGUAAUUAAACUUUUAUAAGGGGUUGGUUUUGCCACCUCCAGUUUACCAAUAAAACUGAAUUACCAUAUCACAAAAGGAUGCAUGUCUAAAAAGCAUGUCACCAACAUGUAAAGUUUGGGAAGCUCUGCCCUGGGGGACAGGGCACUGAUGCCGAUUGCUGCCCGUUCAACCAACCAUCUGGACUUCAAAACGGCUUUGGAGCACUUCCUCACUGAUACAUGUGGACCUCCAAUGGUAUAUCUGAAUCAUCUCCAGCCGGGGCACAUUACCAGUAUUUCAUAUGGCAUUGACAAAGCAAUAAUUUGCUAAGCAAAUGGGAGCUUGGAAACAGAAAUGACCAUUAUCUGUAGUGUGGAAAGUCACUUUGAAGUAUAAUGAAAAUAAUGAUAUAAUGAUACACUGGUGGUUAUCCAUAACUGAGUAAUGACAUGAUCUUUGAUCUGAAAGAUUUCAGCAUAUCAUUUUAGCCAUUCUUAUUACAAGUAAUUGUAUAGGUGCUGCACUAGCUACUCCAGCUGAUGACAAGGAAUAAUGAGAAUUGCAAUCUCACAUCUGAAGGAACACAGAUUCCUUAUCACCACUCCGGUGCCUUCAUUUCUACACUGAAUAUACACUCUGAUGUGGUUAUAAUAGGCUCUCAUAUUUUCAUAGUGUGACUUAAUGAUCAAUUUAUUUUAUAUAAACAUUAGUAAAUUGGAAAGAGCUCAGAAUAUAUGUAACAAAAUCUGUUCUUCCACUAUGAAGAAAGCCCUAGAUGUUACCUUCUUGCUUUUGUUGUCAUGCCAACAACAAUGUAUUCAAAACAAUUAUGUGCCUUUGUAAUACUAAAUAUUAGCCUUGUAUAACACCUAGGCAUUUUAAUUUCAGCUAAAAAAUGAGAAUGUUAAUAUCUGCACUAUUUAAGCUUAAUUUAAUACUGACAUUUUACAUUAGCUCAAACAAUUAUAAUCAAAAUAACAUCUGAUGCUUGUAUUAUCGUUUCUCUCUUUCUCAUACUGAGUGCAAAUAACUGAUAUUGGUCUUUUGAUUUGACAUGGGGGAAAUUUUCUGUGUAGUUUCUUACAAAGCAUUGAUCUUAUUCUCAUCUUCACUGGAAACUGCUGCACAUCGUGGCAAUAGUAAAUGAACUUCUGCAAUUAAGUUAAUGGCAAAGUUUUAAAACAAGUCACUUAAAUUAAUGUGCAUAUAUAUGUCGUCAGGUCAUCUGCCGACUUAUGGAAAACCCAUGAAUUCCACAGGGUUUUCUUAGGCAAGGAAUAUUCAAAGGUGGUUUUGCCAGUCCCUCCCCUGAAAUAUAGCCUACAGCCCCUUGUAUUCCUUGGUGGUAUCUCAUCCAAACACUAACCAGAGUUGACCUUGCAUAACUUCCAAGAUCAGAUGGUAUGUGGUACCAUCAGGGUAUUUGGAAUAUACAGAAUUUGGGACUUCACAUUGAAUUAGAACAAUGGGAAAGGUUGUAUAAAAAAGACUGACAUUCAUACUUUGUAGUGAUCCAAAGAAGAACAUAUAUAAAAUUAUAUUUAGGUAGCAUCUAAUGCUAGCAAAAUGUGCAAAAAUAAACAAAGGCUGUAAAAACAAAUGCUAGAAAUGCAAAAAGGAAAAAAGAAAAAAGAAGGCACAUUAUUUCAUCUAUGGUGGAUCUGCAAUAAAGCAAGAGAGAAAGAGAGAAACAGAUUCAUCACAAUUUUUUAAAUACUCAAUUUUGAAAUCCCAGUUAAACCAGAAAUCUUCUUAUAAGGAUUGUUCAAUGCUCAGAUAAAAUAUCAUGGGAAAUGUUAAUGUAAAUGGUCACAUUAGUAAGAAUACUUUAUGCACAGCCAUAGAAAAGUGUAAAGAUCUCCUUGGUUUAUUUAUUUAUCAUGGCAGAAGCAAAUUGAGAAUACAGUUAUAAUGUAUUAGAAAACCACAAACAAAGUUAAAAACUUGGCAUUAUAGCAAAUUUCGUUUGACCAGAAGCUGGUCACUUGGAGUGCCUCUGGUCUUGCUGUAAGAAAGUCCUCCAUUGUGCAUGUGGCAGGACUCAGGCUGCAUUGUAGUAAGUAGUCUGUGGUUUGCUCGUCUCCACACUCACAUGUUGUGGACUCCACUUUGUAGUCUCAUUUCUGAAGAUUGGCUCUGCAUCUCAUGGUGUCAGAGCACAGUCUGUUCAGCGCCUUCCAAGUUGCACAGUCUUCUGUGUGCCCAGGAGGGAGUCUCUCAUCUGGUAUCAGCCAUGGAUUGAGGCUCCGGAUUUUAGCCUGCCACUUUUGGACUUUUGCUUGCUGAGAUAUUCCAUCAAGUAUCUCUGUAGACCUUAGAAAGCAAUGUCUUGAUUUAAGGUGUGGUUGAUAUCUGAACAGAGGAUGGGCCAGAGAUGUCACUUCCUUGGUUCUUUCAUUAUUGGCUGCUACUUAAUAAUAAUAAUAAUACUUUAUUUUUGUAUCCCACCACCAUCUCCCUGAAGGGACUCAGGGCGGCUAACAUGGGGUCAAGCCCAGAAGACAAAGUGCAAAUAAGUUAAAAUAUAAAACAAAACAAGAAAAUAACAAAACAGUAUAAACAAUAUUCAAGCAACAAUUAUACGGAUAAAACAAGAUAAAAAGUAUAAAAACAAUUCCAGUUUCACCACCAAAGGGAUAAAAUGGAGGGUCAGAACCAAGUGUGUAGUAGCCAGAUUAUUUGGUAAAGUGCCUGGACUAGUGUCCCAAGGUUUCCUAAAGUUAAUGUUAGAGGUAGGAUGGGGUGGGACAGGAGAUAAAGUGUAACAUAACAGCAUGGUUCCCAACGAAUGCCAGGUGGUGCAAUACCGACUAAAGAGUAUAAUUUCUCCAGCAGUGUUGGGCGUAGUCAUCCUGUGAUAAUGCAGCUUGUCUCAACCGCUGUUUUAACGUAGUGAGAUGUAUUCCAUACUGAGCAUGCGUAUUCAGCAGCAGAGUAGCAAAGUGCAAGGGCAGAUGGCUUCACUGUAUUUGGUUGUGAUCCCCAGGCUGUGCCAGUCUCUUUGGUGAACAACUGGAAACAAAAAUUAUUCAAAAUAGCAGAAAUAAGUAGAUUUACUAUAUUAACAAUAAACCAAUAGGCAACUUUCAGGAAGACUGGUACAUAUUUCUUGUAUAUUUGACAGAGAAUGUAAUGCCGUUUUGGGCUUUGAAAAUUAACUCUUGCUCAGAAUUAUGGUGUUGAAGGUUUUAAAAUGUAUAAAAAUAAUGGUAGUUAAUAUAUCAUCAAAACAUGCAUUGCUAGUAGAAAAGUGGGAAGUUCUCUCUUUUUUUGCAUAAGUACUUGCAUUUGUUUGCUGUUUGUGUUUUAUUACUUUUGUUUUUAAAAUAUAUGUAUUUAUUUUAUUUUUGCUUUCAUAGUUGUGUUACUACUUUGUUGAAAUAAAAUGUAAUAAAUAGGAUAAAAAGAAAUUCAAAUCCAUGCAUCAUGGCUUUUGGAAACAUUUUUUUUUAAAUACGAUAUUUUUCUUAGAAUUGCAAUAGCAACAUAAUUGCUCAAAAACUACUAGAUAACUGCAAAAACAAGCAACAGCAGCAAAAAGCAAAAGGGUAAAGUGCAGCAACUUCCUAUUUUUUGCCAGGCACAACAGUGAUUCAUUAGACAGUACACUAAAAGGCAUAAAACACGUUUCCCAUUAUUACCAAAGAGGCAGUUAAUGGUGGCUAAAAUCUUUCUUUGUUAACUGUUCCACUUCAGAUGCCACUUGUCUCAUUCUAGGUUUGGUGAAAUGUGCAUUACAUAAAUUUGUUUGAAUAAGGUUGUUAGUGCAUUAAAAUGAAUUGAAAUGAAGAAGUUGAGAAUUCAUAACCAAAGUAGCAUCUUGAAGCUUUAAUGGCAAUAGGAACAAUCAUAACCACCAUUAAUGUGCAUAGUACUUUACCAAAUUAACAAAAAAUAAGCUCUGACACCAGCACCCCACAUGUCAGGGCAUUUGUUGGAGAUGUUGCUUGUCCCCUAAACAAAAUGAAGUUCCUGCUGAACAUUUAGCUGCCUAUCCACCCCAUAAAUGGUACUGCUGCUGCUUAUAAACGGGCUCAUCCAAUAUUGCCAUAAUGGACAGGGACCAUUAGUCAUGUGCACGAAAUUUGAUUCUACUGUUGAUCCUGUUUCUUUCAUGUCUUCCAUUUCUUCGGAGGCAUGAAACAGGAAGUCCCUUCCCCACACAGAAAUCUGCUCGACACAAAAGCCUGCUUUCAUGUCGAGCUGAAAUUGCCUCCUUGCCUGCAUGUAGGCAAGGAGGCAAUUUCAGUUCGACAUGAAAGCAGGCUUGGAGCUAGGCUGCAGGUAUGCUCUGGUCCUGCCCACAGGCCCCACCACACACGCACACUCUCAAAGGAGCAACAGCAGAUGCUAAGUGCCAGAAAGGGGAGGCAGUGGAUGGGAACCCUCCCCCCCCCCGGUCAUAAUUGUCCAAAUUUUGGGAUCCUGAUCUGAACCCCCUCCCAUUUCGGAAGGCUCUCAAAAAUGGAUCGGGGCUCCUAACGAAAGCCGGGAACAAAAAUGGGGCAAGGUUUACUCCGAAAGCACAAGAUUAAUAAUUGCUUUGCUCUAAUUGCAAUGUACGGUAGUUUCUAAUUGAACUUAAGUAGUUCUUGUUCCUUUCUAUCAUUACUGAAUAAGUUCAGUCAGGGUAUAUGUUGGACAAGCCUGCCCACUUUUGAGGUGAAAGCUGGUACCUGUUGCACCAUCAUUACUGGCAGUCAAAUGCAUUGGGGGAGCACUCAGCAUUGCAGGGGGGCAGAAUAGGCCAGCAGCCUGAACAUAUUCUAUAACAUAUUCUGGAUAUGGAACAGAGACAGCUUUGGUCACUUGGUGGAUGACCUACGAAGAGAGCUAGGCAGGGGGAGUGUGUUCUUGUUGGUUCUUCUGGAUCUUUCAACAGCUUUUGAUACCAUUGACCACGCUAUCCAUUUGGGUCAUCUCACCAGGAUGGGACUGGGAGACACUGUCUUUCAGUGGCUCCGAUCUUUCCUGGGGGGCCAUACCCAGAAGAUGGUGCUGGGGGACUCCUGUUUGAACUGCUGGCCAUUGACCUGUGGGGUUCCUCAGAGUUCCAUUUUGUCCCCCAUGCUGUUUAACAUAUGCAUGAAACCACUGGGAGAGGUCAUCCGGAGUUUUGGAGCCAGGUUGCUAACCAGGACUGGCUGUCAAUCUGGGUACAAUUCAAAGUGCUGGUUAUGACCUUUAAAUCCCUAGACCAGUGGUUCUGAACUUGUGGGUCCCCAGAUGUUUUGGCUUUCAGAAAUACUAACAGCUAGUAAACUGGCUGUGAUUUCUGGGAGUUGUAGGCCAGAACACCUGGGAACCCACAGGUUGAGAACCACUGCACUAGCUGGUCCAGGUCCAGGCUAUUUGGCUGACCACAUCCCUUGUACCAGCCCGAGCUCUGAAGAUCUCACUUCAGGAGAGCCCCUUCUCUCGGUUCCAUCUCCAUCUCAAGCUCAGUUGUUGGGAACAAGAGAGCAGGCCUUCCUUCUCAGUGGCUGCCCCUCAACUCUGCCCAGGGAAGCCAGAAUGGUCCCCUCUCUGAUGCCCUUCUGGUGGAAAAGCUAAAACCUUCUUAUUCAGACUUUUGAAGAUGAAGGUGUUUAAGCUCAAUUGUUGGGGGGUGUGUGUGUGCUGUGGUUUUAAACUUUGAAUUUGUUUUAAUGGUUUUUAACUGGGAAUUUUUAAUACUGUUUAUAUUUAAUCCUGUUUUAAUGUGCGUAUAUUUGUAUAUUUUAAAUGGUUAUGCUCAUAUUUUUACAUUAAGUCACUUUGAGUCCCCUUUUGGGGGAGAGAUAAAGCAGGAUAAAAUAAAAAUAAUGGUAUUAGUAGUAGUAGUAGUAGUAGUAGUAAUAAUAAUAAGUCUGCAGCACACCUGACAACAAACUCAAAGGCACUUACACAGUCCAGAAUUCAAAAUGCAUGAGGAUCAAGUAUUUUCAAGUAAUUAAGUUAAACUCCCGUAUUGAAGGAUAGUUUGUGUCAAGGAGUGGUGGAAAAAUUGGUAUGCUGGUGUAUGUUGCCAAAACAUGAUGUAUCUAUUAUCUAGAAAUUAAUACAAUGUGGUUUUUCCCUCCUUGGGGGGGGGGGGGAAUUUUAAUUACAUUUCUUUAAUUAACCAAGAUGUAUUUACUUGUCCUAUAUGUCUUAGCACAUUUGACUCUAAAUAUAAACUUUAUUUUAUAUCUAGAGGAAUGGGUGCUCCUUAGUUUCACCAUGAGAAUAAUUUAACAUAGAUUCUGCAUUUGUCACACUGAUCAACAUCUCAGUCAAACUCCCAGAUUUUGAAAGGAGAGGAGAUGGCAGAAUCUUGGGGGAGUUGUAGCCCAGCAGCAUGGUGUGUGUGUGUGUUCCCAUUCCUAAUUUAAAGGGGGUGAUUGCUUGUUGGAGUCCACCCUUUGAGUGUUAGUGAGCUCUGACAUCUGAGUGGUUGUAUGAAGGUUUACUUUGCAAGAAGAAGAAAAAGAUAAGAAACAGAUUCUCAGAUAUUUCUUAGCUCUUCCUUUCCUAUCACCAAGCAAUACUGCCAUCCUGUGGACCCUAGCUAAAACUGAACUAUCUUAUUAAAAACUGAAAAAUAUGUGUAAUUUGUGAUACAUAUUCUAUUUCAGGAUCACUCACCAAGUCCGGAAGGAAGGAAGGAAAGAGGGAGGAAGGGAGGGAGGGAGGGAAGAAUAUGGACUUCAUAAUAUACUCAUGGUAACAAGUGUCUCUUUUCUAUCCUGGAUGUUCAAAUAGCAGCAUGUCUUAUAUUCCCGAUUCUCUCUGUAGAGUCUUCUGACAGUGCAAUCUGAUGCAUAUCUACUAAAAAAUAAAUUCUGUAUGUACUCACUGAGCCAUACAGGCAAUUAAAUACAAAAAAGUAACAACCUAAAUGGUACUUGGAAAGUAAUUUCUAAGGCAAGAGUGAAGAAAGUGUGACCUACAGCUUCAACUCAUUUUUGAUGGGUUUUUGUUCUACCUAAGCUUUUCAUACACUCCAGAUGCACCCUUAAAAUUAUUUAUUACAGAUUAAAACAUAUCUCAGAAAUUCUCUGAAGUCCUGACUGAUUUGAAUUGCCUGAAAAGAACCUGGGAAUAGACUCUUGUUACUUCUGACUUUUUUCAAGUUCUCUGUUCUGGCCCACAAAUGUACAGAAAUGUCCACCAUAGUUGGACAUGCCUUCUGCAGAUCUCUUUUGUAUGCCAUGUCCUAGGCUGUUUCUUCAUGUUAUAAUACACAGCAAGUAGAAUUGGAAUUGUCAUAAGGAAAGUUUGGACCAGUUAUUAGCAGAGCGUAAUAUAUUGGGGUUGGAUGGGCAUUUUUGUGUGUGUCAGGAGCGACUUGAGAAACUGCAAGUGUGAGAGAAUUGGCCAUCGGCAAGAACAUUGCCCAAGGGAUGUCUGGAUGUUUGAUGUUUUUACUAUCCUUGUGGGAGGCUUCUCUCAUGUCCCCACAUGGGGAGCUGGAGCUGACAGAGAGAACUCAUCCACGCUCUCCCUAGAUUGGAUUCAAACCAGCAACUGUCAGGUCAGCAAUCCAAAGUUCAAGUCAGCAGUCCUGCUGGCACAAGGGUUUAACCCAUUGUGCCACCGGGGGCUCUGGUGUGAGUGUAAUAUAUUGGGGAUGGAUGGGCAAUGGCAGUAACUUAUUAUUUAUUUAUUUAGUUCAGAGAUUUCUAUGCCACCUUUCUCCAGAGCGGACCCAAGGCAGCUCACAUCAUCUUUAAAAAUAUACAUACAUAGUAACAUUAAACAAUUAACUAAAAACAGAUAAUAAAAGUUCCAAGAAUGCUCCUUAGCAACUUCUAUAUUAUAAGCAAUAAAAGUUAAAAUUAGUCUAAAACUCCUCAUUCGACCGGAAAAUGCAUGGCUUCAGUCAAAAUCUGCUUCAAAAAGCAAAGUCUUCACACAUUUCCUAAAUGACAUAAGAUUGAGAGACUUCUGGCCGACCCUAUAUUCAUUGAAACUCAUCCAUAUCAGCAGGAUGCUGAUGCUCUGGCUUUAUUUUGAAUUUUAAAGGAGUUGUUCAGGUGCUGAAGUCUAUCAUGAAAUUGACAUGAGCACCUUGAACAACUGCUUUAAAAUUUAAGCUGAAAUCUAAAAUGAAUUUGUCACCCCUCUGGCAUGAAAACCACCAUACUGCCCAAACUAACCUUCGGUCCUCAAGGUAUUGUAGAUAAUGCUAUGUUAUUACUUGUCUUGAUGUAAGAGUCAAGCUUCAAGUCCAGUCAGCUUCUGUGUGUUGAAGCAGGGGGAGAAUGCAACAUAUUAUCCUGUAUCUCAGGUUGAAAAAUGUUUUGAGUCAACCCUAAUACCUAUUUCAAAGAUGACUGUAAGAGUGUAAACUGAAUAAACAAAACAAUUCUACAUAAGACAAUUUAUAUGGAUUUGGCAGUGCUCUUAAUGAAACCCAUAUAUUUACAAAAGUUUGCCUAAAUCCUAUUCCUUGUGUAAGGCAUCACAGUAGGAAAUACUAUUCAUUUUCACCAGUAUGUUUUUACUCUUGUGAAUCUUGAUUGUCCCAAACAGUCAGAUUGAUUGUGGUCAUUUCCAGUCCAUCAAAAAAAAAAAAGAAAAGAAAAGAAAAGAAAAGAAAAGAAAGGCCUCUCUCAUGCACUAAUGAGUGAUUCUUCCAAAGUUUCUACUGACAUACAGCUCUUGGAUAUCAAAUCUGGGAGUUAGAUGGAGCGAGUCACCUAAAUCCAAUGUGGAAUAAGGUAGUCAUCUCUGAAACAAUAACAGUGUUCACAUUCAACAGGUCUCUUUCUUCUUAGUUCUGGUCUUCCAGAUCUUCAUAUGCAAUAUGUUUUUCUAUAGGGUUCCAUGCAACCAUAUGGAAUGUUCUCAAAUGGAGACCUAUCCACAUCCUUCGUAUCGUACAAAUAUGAGGAUGGUUUCUGACUCAGUUUUUUUCCUGCCCCAAACUUGUCUAAUUCACAAUAAGCUCUGGAACAUAGAAUCAUAGAAUAAUAAGGUUGGAAGAGACCACAUCGGCCAUCUAGUCCAACCCCGUGCCAUGGAGGAAAAUGGUAGGCUCUAGUCACUAAUCUUCUCAGUUCAUCUAUCUCAAAUCAGUAUAGGCAUUUUAGGAAACACAUACCAAAAUGCAUUAUAGUCUACAUAAUUUCCUAUGAAUGUUUUUUUAAAAUAUUUUAUACAAUAUAGCAGGAUGAUACUUUAAUACAAAUAUGCUAAUUCUUACAAUAUAGUAAGAAUAGUAGUCUCGAGAUGCUUAAUAUUUUUUCAUUUAUCAUUCAUUAAAUAAAAUCUAACUGCUGGAAAUAUGUUUGUUUGCUGUUAUUUAAAUGACCAAUUUUUCAUAUAAAUAAUAGUGAAAGAGCAGAUCAUUACAUUUACCCGACAAUAGAGGUCUCCCUUGUUCAUCAAAAACAGAUUUCGUGAGCCUUUUUUUUCAGCUAAGCUCUAUAAUUUUGGAUUCAAUGUGUGAAUUAAUAUAGAUGGAAUCAAGGAAAUCUUAUUUCCUUGAUUCUUCAAAGUCUCAGAAGAAAUCAGAAAAUCAUGGGUAUCAGACAAAGCAUGUGGAAUACUUAGUUAUCCCACAGAACCUCAUUGCACUAUAUUGUGGCAUGCAGCUAUGAUCCUAUACAUUAAGUCUGUUCUUCACAGUUUAAAGCAGAUAUUGUGGAAAAACUCUAUGGUUCACUUUAGUAGAAAUGGAAUCUUCUAGAUCCAGUUACAUAUAUCUGACACUGUUGUAUAGCAUGAUUCUGUAAAAUAUAUUGUUCUUCUUUCAUACAUAUAUGUUGGGUGUCCAGAGAAUGUGAACCUCAGAUUAUAGCUAGCAAACAACAGCUGGCUAGCUUUGUUGUUUGCUCUUUCCCUGUCUUCUUGUACACAUACUCCUUUCUCUGCAAAUAAAUUAAGAUGGAACUUUAUUCUGUUUUUGGUAUAAAGCCAAUACUUAAAAGAAACAUCUCGUAACCUUACUUACACAGGAAAGUUCAUGCAGUUUGUGACUCAUCAAGCCAAACUCAGUUUAAAAGCAACAGUUUCUUUCAUUAGGUUGUUGUGUGUUUCGCCCACAUCUAUGGCAGUCAUCCUCAGCGGUUGUGAGAUAUACCUCACAACCUCUGAAAAUGCCUGCCAUAGAUGUGGGUGAAACGUCAGGAGAGAAUACUUCUGGAACAUAACCAUGCAGCCCAGAAAACACGGUGUCUUUCAUUGUUGCCUCCAGGAAGCUGGCAUCCAGCAUCAUUCUGCCUUUGAACACGGAGACUGAUUGAACUCUUGAUGGAUCCACAAAUUUGUUGGAUCCACAAGCUUGGCUAGUAGACUUCCGUCACUUAUUGGAUAUACACAGUGGGUUGCCUAGCUAAGCUUUGUAUAGUUAAGGACUUUACCCUUCAAAUUGCUCUUCUUUGAGCUGAAAUAAGGUUACAACAAUUAUGCAGCAUAGAAAUGAAAGUCUCAUCUAUCCUUUUCCUUCUUUUCUGAGGAGCAAAAAAGCUUUUUUGUUUUGUUUAAGUGCAUAAAACAACUAGUUUGCAUCUCAGCUGCACAGUAUUCUAAACAACCUGGAAAUCUUAAGGUUAGCCUUUUGGAAAAUAACAGCUUUGAACAACAAUCUGCCACUAACUUCAAGUGCUCACAGGAAUCACUGUAAGCAAUGGAGAAGGCCAAAAUCAGAGUUGUGAUACCUCUCAGGAAGACUGAAAUAACCUCAUUAAAUACAAUGAAACCCUCCAUACUCAAACUGGUUUGGUAUAGUUUUUUUCUAAAGCACAGGAAAAUAUACUCUAUUGUCAUUGUGAUAUGAAUCCCAGGAGAGUAGCAACAAAAGCAGCAAAGAUUUUCAUGGCACCUUAAACACUAAAGCAUUUGAUUGCAACAUGAGCUUUUGUGGACUACAGCCCAUUUAAUCAGAUUUAUGGAUCUACUACCUCAUCUGGUAGAUUAUUGUUGACAUUGUAGUAGAGAGAAGGUGAUUGUAAUUUGUGAGGUCAGAAUGAACUGAAAUGUAUUAAAUACAAACAGUAAUUGUUUUCAUUAUAUUAAUAAGCAGUAGUUGUGUAGUAACACAAGCAUCAUUGAAUGUAUGAGCUGAUUGGUACAUUUAGGGUCAAUCAGAUCAUAUAAUCCACAAUAUCUGCUUUGAACUGGUUUACCUGUGUCCACACUGCCAUAUAAUCCAGUUCAAUGUGUGGAAGGGGCCUAAGUGUGAUAAAAAGACACUGACCCAACUCAUGUCACAGGAGAUAAGAAAUCAAUCUCAUGAUAAAUUCUUAGUGAACUCUUUCUUGUUGGAAUCAUUCUUUGAAGUUCUUUCUCCUCCAUUCCAGUGUGGCAACACUGAGGGCAGAGACAGUGGUCCCUCACUCAAUUUUAUUAUUGUCUUUUUUGAUGCCAGAAUUGUGCCCAUGUAUUUAUUAAUGGUAGUUCAAGUGCUGGUUACAAGUUUGGACUUUUGCAAUGUACAAAAAUAGGCUCCCUCUAUACCAAAUUUGGAAACUCCACUUAGUUUAAAACAUGUAAACAUCAUCAUCAACAUAAAACAUGGCAGCCAAAUUGGCUAUGUGAAUAUCUAGGAAUUAACAUAUUACACAGGGCUGUAGCCAAGGGAGGGGGGGAGGUUAGGGGUUCAAACCCCCCCCCCCUGAAAUUUUUCAGGUUUUUUAAAAAAUCCUGGUUUACUAAUGAAUUUUAACUGAUUAACCAAAUCCUAUGAGUGUCCACUGAAGUUUAUUGAUUGAGCCUGAUUUCUAAAUUAUUUUGCGUAUGGAACUACAUGAUUUGCUAAAAAAAAGUUUCAACCCCCCCCCCCCUCCAUUUUUCUGGCUGUGGUCCUGAUAUUAUACCUAUAUUAAAAUUACUCUACUCAGUAUGUUUCUGGAGAAGUAUAAGGUAUUGGUUACGACCUUUAAUGCUUUCUCCUGUAUAAUCUGCUCCAUAUACUUAGGGUCCCCUGGGGAACAUUUACUUCAGCCAGAACCCAACUUUUUCAUCAGCUGCCCCUGGACUAUGGCAUGACAAGCUGGAAGAGCUGAAACAGUGAAAUGAACUGUCAGGAUUUAAAACAGAAUUAAAUAUCUAUCUCUUCCUGGCAGGGCUACCCAGUAAAUUUAAACUAUGAAUUUUAAAUUUAAAUUUUGUUAGUACUGGUGUUUUAAUUUUUGUUCUGUGCUUUUAAUAUUUGCAUUUUAUGGUGCUUUAUCUAUCUGUUUUAACUAAGUUGUGCCCCACCUCAUGUGAAGAGGUGAGUAACUGGUGGUGGUGGUGGUGAUGAUGAUGGUGAUGAUGAUGAUGAUGAUGAUGAUGAUGAUGAUGAUUUGCUUUUAUACAGCAGUAGGAAGUUACUGCUAAAUGUUUAUUGACGGCAGCAUACUACAAGAAAACUACAUAUUCUAUUCAGAAUGAUCUAAAAGUCUUCUCAUAUACAUUGAACAGUCUAGGCAUGUUUCCUCCUUAAUGGAUUGUCAUAUUGUUCUGGUGAGGGAGCUCGUGUGUUUCAGUGAACCUGCAAACGCAGCCAUUGGACUCAUAUGCUCCCAGGGGGAUCUUCCAGGACAGCAAAAUCACAGGAGAGGAACCAGAUCAAGCACAAUCUGAAGUCUUCAAUGGCGGAGCAGGCGGAUGAUAACAUUGUACAUGUGAUAAUAGCCAUGAAGGUGAAAGAAAGCCGCAACAUAUGAGAGGCCACCAGUCGUCGUGUUAACCACGCCACUGGAUCUGAACCUCUUUCUGUGAAGACUGUGUGUUGAUUGGGUGUGCACCAAUCUCCACGCAUAAACUGAAUUCACGCACAGAAGUCUUCCAUGAAAAAGAAAAGAAAAACAACAAAAGUCCCAUGGUGAUUGGUGAGUGGCAAUGGGGGCAGGACUGUGAAAUCUGGACGUCCCUAACCACAGACUGGCACAUGGGCAGUGGAUGAGAAUUCAGUUGUUCUACCUCAAGAUCCAAGGCAAUUGAACAGUCUGGUAGCUGUAUCCAUGACUGAGCAACCCUAUUUAGGAUCCACUCUGCUCACCCCAUACAAGGAGGGGGCUAGCAAAAGUGCCCUAAACAUACUCUGCCUCUCUUAUGCCUGACUGAACUGCCACAUCCAGAGGGGAAAAAACCUUGUGGUCAAAAAAGACAAAUGGAUUUUGGAACGUUGAACAUACAAACACUGUUGGACAGCACAGACAAUGAACACCCUGAACACAGAACUGCUUUUGUUGCAAAGGAGCUGAGGGACUAACAUUGAUAUUGCUGUGCUCCAAGAGACCCAGAGAGCAGGAGAGGGACUGCUGAAGGAAGAAAAAGGAGGCUACACCUUUUUCUGGAAGGGAUUGCCUGAACAAAAAUGAAAAAUACAUGGAGUCGGCCUUGCUGUCAGAAAUGACUUGGUGAAACAUCUGUCUAAAGCACCUAUCGGCAUUAACGAAUGACUCUCAACACUCCAAAUUAAUCUUGCCAAAAACAAGCAGACAACUAGCAUAUGUGCCUAUGCACCAACACUAGACACCAACAAAGAAAGACAUCAAGGAAUUUUUUUUACUGUCAGCUGAACACAAUCCUAUCAGGAUACCUAAGGAGGAUUAAAUCAUCAUGAGUGCCUAUGCACCAACACUAGAGGAUGAAAUCCUCCUCCUGGGUGAUUUUAAUGCCAGAGCUGGAUGAAAUUUUGACCUGUGGCCAGGGACUAUAGGGAAGGACAGGGAUGGAAACAGCUACUCAAAUGGCAUCCUACUUCUCAGCAGAUGUGUGGAACACAACCUUGUCCUCACCAACACACUCCUCUGCCAGAAAAACAAGUUUUAAACAUCAUGGAACCCCUGAUCGAAGCAUUGGCAACUCUUAGCAUUCUAACUGGAGGUCAGAUGUUGCCAACAGUGCCGUGGAAUUCAAAGAGGCAGAAAUGGAGGGAGAAAUGUGUCAAGAGAAGAUGCAUCAAGCCAACCCUUGUUGGGGCCCGAAAUAGAUAUGCUCACUGCAAAAGAGCACAAUAGUAACUACAAUUUUAAAAUAUCAUCUCGUGAGAGGAGGUUGGAUCUAGUUUCACAAGACCAUUCUAGUUCUUAAAGUAACAGUACCCAUAAUAUUUUACAAAAGGGCUAUCCUCCAUCUGUCCACUGAAGUAAAGAGAAAUGCAUUCCUAGCUUUCCUCCAAAUGGUUGACAUAGGAACAAUUUCCUAGUUUUAAAAAAAGUCCCAUAAGUGCACUUUGACUAUAGUCGUAUUCAUAGUUAUCUCAGAAUAAGUCCCAUUGAACACAGUGGUUCUGACAUUGAAGUAAACAUAUGAGUCCAUAGGUUGUCUUUAGAUGGACCUGAGAAAAAUUAAUGAUCCCCUGUCAAUGGCCAGAGCCAGAGUUCAAUUCAUCUCAACCAUGGAAACCUAUUGGAUGAUCUUGUGCAAGUCACACUUUCUCAGCCUCAGAAGGUGGCAAAGGCAAACCCCACCUGAACGACUCUUGCCAGGAAAACUCUGUCAUAAGUCAGGAACAACUUCAAGGAGUACAGGAACAAAGGCAAUAGCAAGACUCUUGUUAGGACAUAUCUGCAUUUUCCAUAUUCUCAGAUCCUGUUCUGACCAGGAGGAAGAGACCCUUGUGCGUCACUCAAAAUCUACUCUAUUUCAUUGCAUAAUAGUCACUAUCGCAUAAUAGCCACACUCCAAUUUUUGGGAUAAAGUGGGUUAUAAAUAAAUAAACAAUCUCAUUUUUGAUAUUUAUGUAUUCCUUGCAUAAUAGUUGCUUUGGAGCAUCCCCCAUAACUUGGAGCUGUAGGCGUAUGGGUGGGUGAAGGCGUGAGAACUGGAGGCUUCCCUCAGCUGCUGCCACUGAGAGAGGCCUCCUAGUUCUCCCCACCAGGCAUGCACAGGUGAGUGAGGCCUAUGGGGUCUCUUUUGGCUAUUAGCAACUGAAAAAGACUCGGUAGGCCUUGCUUGCCCAUGCACGCAAGUGGUCGAGAGCUACUGCGUCUCCUUCUGUUGCCAGCAGCCAAGGGAGACUCAAUUUCUCAUGCUGGCAGGUAAACCUUCAUCCACCCACAUGCCUGCCAGUGAGAGCUAGGAGGCUUAUAGGAGCUAAAUCCCACAUCUGUGGGAAGGAAGUGCUAGGAAGUCCUGGCUCUAAAUCAUAUAUGUGCCUUCAAGUCACCUGUUGACUUACAGUGACCCCACAAAUGUCAUAGGGUUUUCUUAGGUAAGGAAUACUCAGAGGUAGUUUUGUAGUUUCUUCCUCUGAAAUAUAAUCCACAGCACCUGAUAUGUACCAGCAAUGAAUUAAUUAGUUAUCAUAUGAAGUUAUUUCAGUCCUCUAAAGCUGCAGUCACAUGCACACUUUGAAGCAGGAAGAAGGCAUUGUGAAAGAGAUUGACAUCAGUCACCAUGUAAAGGAAGGUUUUGAAAAAGCAGAUCCAUCACAGUUUGAGCUGCUGAAAGUUCUGGGGCAAGGCUCUUAUGGGAAGGUCUUUCUAGUGAGGAAGAUUAAAGGAUCUGAUGCUGGGCAGCUCUAUGCAAUGAAGGUACUCAAGAAGGCAACUCUAAAAGUCCGAGAUCGUGUACGAUCAAAAAUGGAAAGAGACAUUUUGGCAGAAGUAAAUCACCCUUUCAUUGUAAAACUCCAUUAUGCAUUUCAAACAGAAGGGAAACUGUAUCUUAUACUAGAUUUCUUACGAGGAGGAGAUCUUUUCACCCGACUUUCCAAAGAGGUAAUGUUUACAGAAGAAGAUGUUAAGUUCUACUUAGCCGAGCUGGCCUUGGCUUUAGAUCAUCUCCAUGGUCUUGGUAUUAUUUACAGAGAUUUGAAACCAGAAAACAUCCUUCUAGAUGAAGAAGGACACAUUAAGAUUACAGAUUUUGGCCUCAGCAAGGAAGCCAUUGACCAUGAUAAGAGAGCAUAUUCGUUCUGUGGGACGAUAGAGUACAUGGCCCCAGAGGUGGUCAACCGACGAGGACACACACAAAGUGCAGACUGGUGGUCAUUUGGUGUCCUCAUGUUUGAAAUGUUGACGGGGUCAUUACCAUUCCAAGGAAAAGACAGAAAGGAGACAAUGGCUCUUAUUCUAAAAGCCAAGUUAGGAAUGCCACAGUUUCUGAGCACAGAAGCUCAGAGUUUGCUGCGAGCUCUUUUUAAGAGGAAUCCAUCAAACAGAUUAGGUGCUGGCCUUGAUGGAGUUGAAGAGAUUAAACGGCAUCCUUUUUUUUCUACCAUAGAUUGGAAUAAGCUGUACAGGAAAGAAAUCAAGCCUCCCUUUAAACCUGCAGUAGGACGUCCAGAGGACACCUUUCAUUUUGAUCCUGAAUUCACCUCACGGACACCAACAGAUUCCCCUGGUGUCCCUCCCAGUGCCAAUGCUCACAAUCUCUUCAGAGGAUUUAGCUUUGUUGCAUCCAGCUUGGUGCAGGAACCUGCACAGCAAGAGCUGCACAAGGUGAUAGUAAAUCCAAUUGUCCAGCAGUUACAUGGGAACAAUAUUCACUUUACAGAUGGAUAUGAAAUCAAAGAAGACAUUGGCAUUGGGUCAUAUUCUGUAUGCAAGAGGUGUGUACAUAAAGCUACAGAAACAGAGUUUGCAGUGAAGGUAAUUGAUAAGAGCAAACGAGACCCCUCUGAAGAAAUUGAGAUUCUUCUAAGAUAUGGACAGCACCCAAACAUCAUAACUCUCAAAGAUGUUUAUGAUGAUGGAAAAUAUGUAUAUCUUGUGAUGGAACUAAUGAGAGGAGGAGAACUCUUAGACCGAAUUCUUCGCCAGAAGUGCUUCUCAGAACGAGAGGCUAGUGAUGUCCUUUGCACCAUUACCAAGACUGUAGACUAUUUACAUUCCCAGGGAGUUGUUCACCGAGAUCUGAAGCCUAGUAAUAUCCUGUACAUGGAUGAAUCUGGUAACCCAGACUCCAUCAGAAUUUGUGAUUUUGGAUUUGCCAAACAACUGAGAGCUGAGAAUGGCUUACUAAUGACACCAUGUUACACAGCCAAUUUUGUAGCACCUGAGGUCUUAAAACGCCAAGGUUAUGAUGCAGCCUGUGAUAUCUGGAGCUUAGGAAUUCUCUUGUACACAAUGUUAGCAGGGUUCACUCCUUUUGCAAAUGGACCAGAUGAUAUGCCUGAGGAGAUUCUGGCUAGAAUUGGCAGUGGAAAAUAUGCACUCACUGGAGGCAACUGGGAUUCAAUAUCUGAUGCUGCUAAAGACAUUGUGUCAAAGAUGCUUCAUGUAGAUCCCCAUCAGCGCUUAACAGCAACCCAGGUUCUAAGGCACCCAUGGAUAAUAAACAGGGAAUAUCUGUCCCAAAAUCAGCUCAUCAGACAGGAUGUACACUUGGUAAAGGGUGCAAUGGCAGCCACCUACUUUGCUUUAAACCGAACACCUCAGGCACCAAGACUGGAACCUGUAUUGUCCUCCAAUCUUGCCCAGCGUCGGGGGAUGAAAAGACUGACCUCAACGAGGUUGUAGUAUCCCAAAAAUGCCUAGCAGAAAAAAGGAGAAGACACACCAUAUGUCGAUCAGGAAGACAUUGCUAAUUUUGCAGGACUCUGGACUAUUGGCAAAUACAUUGCAAAAAUUAGCAGAACUUCAGUAUAAGGCAAAGUUAUUCUUUGCUUUUAAAUUCCUCUUUUUUUUUUUACAUUACCAAGAUCCUAAGUUAGCAAUUACUCAAAAAUGUGCCAAUUUUCAAUUGCUGUAUUGCUUCUUAUUUAAGUAUAAAUGGCUGAAAUCCUGUUUUGUCCCCUCCUCCUUUUCUCAAAAUGCUAUUUUUGGAAUCUUUUAGACGCUCUGUAAGACCACUUUUUUGUAAACAUUUUUUCAAUAGGGAAUCAAGUAGUUUUGAUUUUAGAAGUUAAUACUACCAGCAUAUGUGUCAUGGUGAAUUGUCACAACUAGCAGAUGAUCCAGCUACCCAUCUUCAGGUGCAAUGAGGUUCAUUUCCAGAGGUCUGAAUGAGAAGUGAUUUGUAACACUAUUAAUGCAAUAGCAUCCUAAGAGGAAUGCUUAAUAUGAAGGGAACACUUAGGGUAUUUGUUCUACUUUUUCAAAAAGUUAUUUUUAUGUGUUAGGUUCGUGUAGAAAUAAAUGCAUGGAGGUAAAACUGGGGCAGUAUCUGCUGACCCAUGUAGUCAACAUCUACAAGGCCCCUCAUGUAAAUAUCAAAAAUGCACAAUCUAUAUUACCCCAGAUAAACUGUGGGUACAUAUCGCACAUUUGGGAACCUGCGAUAAUUCAGGUAUUCAUGCAAAUAUAACUUAGUGUGUGCAGUUUGAGGAUAGGCAGAGCUGAUAAGACCUUCCCUUCACAACCUCUGAGGAUUCCUGCCAUAGAUGUGGGCAAAACGUUAGUAGAGAAUACUUCUGGAAUGUGGUCAUACAGCCUGGAAAAUACUCAAUAACCCUGUAAUUCCGGCCAUGAAAGCUUUUGACAACACUCUUUGCAUUCAUAUUCAUGUACAAAUACAAGGCAGUGAGCCCUAAGGGCAAUAUAUUAUGCUACAAACUUCAAUUUUAAAAUAACCAUAAUGCCAGACUAAUGUCUAUGGAAGAAAUCAUCUAGUCUAUGGGUUCUUCCAGAUGAGACGUUUGCAUUGCCUGUUGAUGGAACUAUACAUUAGAUGGUGUUUUCAAUUUGAGCUCCCACUACUUUUCCCCAUCACUUCUUCCACCCUUUUUCUUACCCAAGCCCUUUCAAGGGGGAAAAAACAAUCAGAUAGAGCAGAUGCGUAAUAUACCUUUUGGGUACUAGAGGUGGGAGCCCUCCAUCUGGAAGCACUCUCUGAUCAGUAGUAGAAAAGAAGCUGUCAAUGGUGAAAUUUAAAUCUACAGUGUUUCAGUGUCGAAAAAAAAUAAGUUCCACUGUUACGUUAUGUUGGAGGAACAAUCUAGUCUUAUAUAUGUCUAACCAAAAGUUAAGUAUCAUUGAAUUCAAUGGGAUUUAUUCUCUUCUGUAUGGCUGUCUGUAUAUGAUUUCAGUCUAAAAAACUUUUAUUACUGUCUUGACUGUCAUCAAGCACCAAUCAGGAUGACAAAAAUAGGUCUAAUCAGAAGUACUAUGGAAUUCAACAGCAUUUACUCCCACCUGGGUUUGUAUGUAUAGAACUGCAGUCCAAAUGUCAUUAUUUUCUUGGCCUUUGUCGAGCACAAUCUGGGUGACAAAAAUAAGUAUAUUUCCAUCCAUUAGCACUUAGAUUGCUUCAAUAAUCCUCAACCUUCAAGUUAAGAUUGAUAGCAACCUUAUCACAGAGUUCUCUAGGAAAAAUAUUCAGAGGGUUUGCCUUUGCCUUCCUCUGAGGCUAAGAAAGUGUGACUUGCCCAAGGUCACCCUAUUCUGUGGCUUAAUAUGAAUUUGAGCUCUAGUCUCACAGAUCAUUGUUCACUGCUCAAACCACUACCCCACAUUGGCUUUAAAUGUCUGUUAAUUUGGCUAUGUUCUGCCAUAAUUAGUGUGAUGUAUUAUCAAAUUAGUGAGUAGUGUAUUGCAAUUGAAGCCCUUUGAAAUCAGUGAAUUUAGGAGCAUUCAUUUCAGAAUUGUAUUAUCAUGGUUAUCGGGACCAUAGCCAGAAAAAAAAAUUGGGGGGGGGGGGGGUUGAAACUUUUUUUAAUGAAUCAUGAAGAGUAGUUCCAUAAUGCAAAAUAAUUUAGAAAUCAGGCUCCUUUGAUAAACUUCAGUGGACAUUCAUGGAGAUUUGGUUAACCAGUUAAAAUUCAUGAGUAAACCAUUAAAAAAAACAGACAGGGGGUUGAACCCCUAACCCGCCCCCCCUUGGCUACCUAACAGUUAUAUUCCUUUUCUCAAUAGAUAUUGCCAAUUCCCAGAGUUAUGGAGAAGAAAUGAGUUUGCUGCAUUCUCUUUCACUGCUUAUGGGGUGGGUAAGGAGUGAAAAUAGAAUAUUGCAUCCUACAGAUUAUAGCUAUUUAGCUGAUCCUAAAUACCGUUUGGGAGAUCCAUAUUAACUGAGCCUGCAUAUGCAAGGAAGAAGGUUCCAUUGGAUACUGUAAUUACACCACUGGGGUUUGUUUUGUGUUCAACAAGCUAUGAUGUAAUGUAUUUUAUUUUAUAUUUAAUUUUAAAUGUAUAUUUAAUACUUCAUUUUAUGUGCUGUGCACAUAGUGUUAUGAGCAUCUGCUCUUCACAUUUGAGUUUUUUUUAAUAACAAUGCUGUGAAACUCCAUAAAAUGAAUGAAUUUGUUCAAGUACAGCAGGAUAUAAUGUUGAUAUUAGAAAUCUUUAAAAUAUUGACCUGUUUUUAUGUUGGGUAUCUAAAGGCAGCAAGAUCUCUACCUUCUUUGGUUGAAUAGGAUAGAAUACACCAGUGCAACCAAUAUCUUCAUGUGCCCUGGCUAAACUCUACAAAAUGUAUGGCCUUUUUUCAUUGUUUACCCAUUUUCCUACACUUGCUAACAUUAUAGGUCCACUUUACUAAAAGCUAUUACUCAGGUCAUUCCAUUAAUAUUUCAGAAAAUGUCACAUUAUACUGACAGUCAAAUUUCUAAUACAAAUGACAGCUGAAAUACAAUGAGAAAGGAUGGAAAUAAUUGAAAUAACGUGCCUUUCAUUCACAGAAUUAUGUGUACAUUAUUCCAACAGGGCAUGUUAUAUGCCAUAAAUUAAAUUUAUAAUUAAAUCCAAGCUUAGUCCAGUUUCAUGUAAAUAAGAAUUGUUAUUUCAAACACAAUUUGGUCAUUUCCCACCUGUAUUAUGUGUGAUACCUAGGUUGCUAGAGAACAGCUAUCACUAGGUGGCAGAGCAGAAGAUUGGCACCCCUACAGAGGGGCUGCCAGUCAAGAUAGUCAGUGAUGAGUUAAAUGAACUAGCAACCUUAGUAUAAAAUUGCUUCCUAUGUUUUCAUUGCCAUUAUUAUCCCACUACAUAACAUAUGUAAAAUUAAUAUUUCAUAAAUCUGCUGUUUAGUUACACAACCCCAUGGACAUCUGUUCCAUUAUCUGGGCAGACUCCAAAAAAGGGCCUACACGUAGUCCACUUUAUAGGAGGGGAGUUGAAGGCGGAAAACCAUUUUCCCCAUUUUCGCUGGUUAUUCCCCCUCCCCCUUCCCCAUUUAAUAAACAAUUGUUGUUUUGAUGACAGGGACAUGGGUGGGGUGGGGGAAAAUAACAAGAAAACAGAGGAGAAUGGUUUAACUCCUUCAACCCCCUUCUCCCUUCUGUCUAAUGCCACCUUGUGGCCUCUGCCUGGAUAAUGGAGCAGUACCUAUAAAUCUAAAUUACUUUUCAAUUGUAUUUUAUUUUUUAUAUUUAAAUUAAAUGACAUUAUUAGUAAAUAAAAUCCCUUGCUCAUACUUAUUAUUAAAACAGUAUGUGUAUUUAAAUAAAUCAUAAAUGUACUUAAAUUGACUUUAGUUAACAUGACACAGAUAUUUGUACACAUGCCCACAAUUGAAAACUUACUCUUCUAAUUGACUAUAGUUCAUUUAGCAGUUUGCUGCUGAAGUUUAGUGGCAAUCCACAAUGUCAUGUCAAUUUAAAAAUAAAAUUGUAGAAGUAUUAAAAAGGGCUUGUAGAUAUCCUCCCCAUCCCAUACUGAUAUGUAGAGAAAGUACUGUGUAUAAAAAGGACUAUCCUAAUCUGCAUUAUGUAUUUGAGUUCUUAAAAUGGAAAGUCAAACUUAUCAGUGAGUGUUUAACUUCCAAGUUUUUGUGUCAGGUUCUCCAAAACUGGAGUUUCUUUUCUGUUUGGUGAUUAUACAGGUUCUAGGUAUACAGGUUCUAGGUCUUCAUUCUCAUUCUGUUGGGAUCACUAUCUAAGGUCAACCUCACUAAUUUCAAAAGAACAGGAUACCCCCUUGUAUUUUAAGAUUCAGACAGGUAUGUUUGUGUUAAAACUGAAAUGACUAAUCUCCUUGUGCUACAGUGAUACUCAUGCCGAAUACAUAUUGUUACAAAACGCACAUUUAGCAUACAUGUCUUGGCAUUUAUCUCUGUAUGCUGGUGACAUGAGGGCUUCCAGAUGAAUGAUUCCUGAUGUUAUCAGUCAAAACUCAUUUGGCCUUGGAGAUGUAACUUCAAAUGAUAACUCCGGUGAUUUCUAGGAAUUAUUGUCCAUGCUUUGGGUGCAGAACUGCAGCAUUAUUGUUUGUCAUUCACAGAUUGCUAGGACUCUGGUAAAUCUGGCUCUUCUAUCAGGCUUCAGUUGGGAGAUGUUGGGGAUGAAAAAUGACGGAGAUAGAGACCAGGGCUGUGUACAUGAGAUAGCAUGCCUUGAGCCCUUCUUAACUAGUCUUUUAUUCUCUUAUGCAUCAUAUAAUGCAGUCCCAUCACCAGUGGUAAAGAAAAAUCCAACUGAUAGUUAAAUCAACCUUUAUAGGCAGGAUACAUGUGAUGGUGUAGUCUUAUGCUUCCCUUUGGGCAGCAAAAAUGCCCCAGGUUGUGUCUUUUUCUGUUCAUCUGGCAUAAUAAAAUUAAUAGUUCCAUUUCAAUUUAAUCCUCCUUCACACAAAAGGCAUUGCAUCCCCAAUUCUUCAGAGAAAAUAGUGAUAGUCUAACACAACCCCGGUGGCGAAGUGCGUUAAAGCAUUGAGCUGGAGACCGAAAGGUCCCAGGUUCAAACCCCGGGAGCAGUGGGAGCGGCCACUGUUAGCUCCAGCUCCUGCCAACCUAGCAGUUUGAAAACAUGCCAGUGUGAGUAGAUCAAUAGGUACCGCUUCGGCGGGAAGGUAACGGCACUCCGGCGCUCCAUGCAGUCAUGCCAGCCACAUGACCUUGGAGGUGUCUACGGACAACGCCGGCUCUUCGGCUUAGAAAUGGAGAUUAGCACCAACCCCCAGAGUCAGACAUGACUAGACUUAACAUCAGGGGAAACCUUUACCUUUACUAACACAGCCCAAAUUCAUGGGAUCGUUGCCAUAGUGCAUCCCUUCUCUUCCUCCUGAGAAAUAAUGUUGGUAGGAUUGGAUUUCGUCCACGCUAGCAAAUAUUCUCAGUAUUUAUUUCUCCAUUAGCUGGAAAUAUUAGUGGAUGAACUUAAUUCAUGUAUACCUUAUCCUUAUUUUUUUUCUUAACAGUUUGACUCAUUCAAUUAGUUUGGGUAUUUGUACUACUCAGUAGUUGCAAAAGCCGAGACAAACAUCUGCCCCUUUAGUAAGGAUAAUUUAGUGAGGAUAAUUAAUGAGGAUAAUUGCCAUCUCAAGAUGUCCUCUUUACCUUAUUCUGAAUGAAAUGAUGGGGGAAAUAAAUGUUUUUCCUCUAGGCACAGACUUACAUCUUUCAUUCAUAUUUAGUUGUAUAAAUUGCUACCUGAGCUACUGGAGAAUGUACUGUUUUGUAGAUUCUAGAAAAAUUGUAUUUACACAAUUUAUAAUGGCCUGUGGGAUGCCUUAAAGAUUAAAACCAUCAAAUGGGUUAAAAAUCUGAUUUGCAGGUACAAUUGAACAUUCCUUGGAUUGUAAGGUUUGUGUUAUGGUUUCAGAAGCAUUAGUAUUUCUAGACUGUGGUGCAGUGUUUUGUUUUUAAAGUUCCACAUCCAUGUUUGUGAAUGGUUUUGUCUGAAAUGUCUAUGCUUCCAGGUUUCAAAUCUGAAAGGGGCUACUGUUGUAUAUUAUAUAUGUACCAGAGAUUUUUUAAGAAGUAAAGUUGGUUUUAUGAAGUGUUAUAUUUUUAUAGCACAACAAUCAUUUGGGACUUUGUUAGACACAAUUGUCUCUAGGGAAGCUUCUUGAUCCUAUUUUCUGUGCACUGUGUCUACUAUUGCUGCUACAGCUGCUGGCUUCAGCUGCUGGGUGAAUGGUGUUGUGAAAUGUUCUAAAUUGAUCUUCAGAGCUCUGUAUGUCUAUGUGAAAGGGUGAUGCCAGGAAAAAAAGUGUACACGGCUCCAUAGAGCAAGGGUUUACUGUGACAGGCUCCUGGGAAGGAACCUCAGUAUUGGCCUUCAUCUGUACAUCUUUAUUUAUAAAGAAAUAAAAAAGACUUAUCAAAUCUU
This is a messenger RNA of Anolis carolinensis (green anole), 32176 nucleotides long. It is a transcript of the gene rps6ka2, whose product is annotated as ribosomal protein S6 kinase A2. The transcript is spliced from 21 exons. The record is from RefSeq and is a predicted model, not a curated record. Gene Ontology annotation, biological process: peptidyl-serine phosphorylation; intracellular signal transduction. NCBI's taxonomy places the organism in Eukaryota, Metazoa, Chordata, Lepidosauria, Squamata, Anolidae. The coding region runs from base 23589 to 25709 and encodes 706 amino acids. Gene Ontology annotation, molecular function: ATP binding; magnesium ion binding; ribosomal protein S6 kinase activity.